UUUGAAACAAAAUCCAUUGUUUGUCGAAAGCAAAUCAGAAUCCACUUGGUCUCGAAUUUCUUAAAACUGUGGUUCCCCUGCCACAGUGGCAGGUAAGAACUGUGAAUCAACAAAAAGAGUAAAAAGCAACACAUGCCAACUGAGAGAGAGAGAUGGAGGAGAGAGGCAUACACAAACCAAGAAUGAUGAAGAAGUUGCAUAAAGAAGAAAGCUAAAAUUAGGAAAAAAAAACAUACUUUACUCAUCUUUUUUCAAACACAACAACUCACAUCAUUAGUGUGGUAGAUAGUAGUACUAUUCACCAAAAUGAAAAUAAAAUCAUAGUAUCCCACACACCAACCCCAUGCUUUGAAUAUAUAGUGCAUGCUCUUAAAAUGUGAACACCUCUUCUAAACAAAAACCACAAAACACUAUUCUUGGAUCCACAAAUUCAAAUCUCCCAUCUCUCUCAUAAAUCCCAAUGCUCAAAAUCUUGAUCAAACACACUAUUUAAGACACACACAGAGAGAGAAAGAGAACAUUUUUUUUUCCUGUGAAAGCCUGCAAUUUCAGUUUCUGCAGAAGUAAAAUCAUGGGUGCAAAGUGCUCCAAGUUCUCAUUUUGCUGGUGGCAUUCUCAUCUCAAACCAUCUGUUCUUCAAUCCACUGAUCCGGAGAAUGGGGAGAAAAAUACUUUCCCGAGCUUCAGAGAGUUCAGCUGGGAGGAACUGAAAACUGCAACAAAAGGAUUUUCUUCAGACAACAUAGUCUCUGAGCAUGGUGAGAAGGCUCCUAACGUUGUUUACAAAGGUUUUCUUGAUACCGAAGGCUGGAUUGCUGUUAAGCGCUUCAACAAGUCUGCUUGGCCUGAUCCUCGCCAAUUUAUAGAUGAAGCUAAGGCGGUGGGGAACUUGAGAAGCGAACGAUUGUCUAAUCUGAUUGGAUUUUGCUUUGAAGGAGAGGAGAGAUUGUUGGUGGCAGAGUUUAUGCCUAAUGAGACUUUGGCCAAGCAUUUAUUUCACUGGGAGAAUCAACCCAUGAAAUGGGCAAUGAGGUUGAGGGUGGCCUUGUAUUUGGCACAAGCUCUGGACUACUGCAGCAGUCGAGGCCGGGCUUUGUAUCAUGAUCUUAAUGCUUACAGAGUCUUGUUUGAUCAGGAUGGCAAUCCCAGGCUCUCUUGUUUCGGGUUGAUGAAGAAUAGUCGAGACGGAAAAAGUUACAGCACAAACUUAGCCUUCACUCCUCCAGAGUAUUUGAGAACUGGAAGAGUGACUCCAGAAAGUGUGGUUUACAGCUUUGGAACUAUGUUGCUUGAUCUCCUAAGUGGCAAACAUAUCCCUCCAAGCCAUGCACUUGAUCUCAUCCGCGGAAAGAACUUUCUGAUGCUGAUGGACUCCUGUCUGGAGGGACAUUUCUCCAAUGACGAGGGAACUGAGCUGGUCCGGCUAGCCACCCGUUGCUUGCAGUACGAAGCUCGGGAGAGGCCAAACGCAAAGACCCUAGUCACGUCCCUCAUGUCACUCGAGAAAGAAACUGAGGUCCCUUCCUACGUUUUACUAGGCAUCCCACAAGGAAAAACCGGCUGCACGGUGCCACUUCUGCUGACUCCAAUGGGGGAAGCAUGCCUGAGAAUGGAUCUCACUGCCAUACACGAAAUCCUUGACAAGGCAGGAUACAAAGAUGACGAGGGAAUUGCCAAUGAGCUAUCUUUUCAGUUGUGGACCAGCCAAAUGCAGGAGACCUUGAACUCCAAGAAGCAAGGAGACGCCGCAUUUCGCGCCAAGGACUUCGCCACUGCCAUUGACUGCUACUCACAGUUCAUCGAAGGUGGGACGAUGGUUUCUCCGACGGUGUAUGGGAGGCGGUGCGUGUGCUAUCUGAUGAGCGACAUGCCUAAUCAAGCACUCGGAGAUGCGAUGCAAGCACUGGCGAUAUCGCCACAGUGGCUGACUGCUUUUCAUCUUCAAGCAGCUGCGCUCUUCACACUUGGGAUGGAGAAUGAUGCCCAAGAAUCGCUGCAAGAAGCCUCAAAUUUGGAAGCAAAACGAAACAAAAUUUGAAAAACUGUAUAGACUUAACUCCCCUUUCUUCAUGUAUUUAGGCUUUUCAACAAUCCAACUUUGUCUAAAGCAGAGGAUUUAUCUCACGCUUGUUGCUGUUCUUUUUCUUUUCUUGGAAUUUGUGGAUUUUGAGCA
Messenger RNA from Salvia hispanica, 2173 nucleotides. It is a transcript of the gene BSK9, whose product is annotated as kinase with tetratricopeptide repeat domain-containing protein. Gene Ontology annotation, biological process: protein phosphorylation; brassinosteroid mediated signaling pathway. The record is from RefSeq and is a predicted model, not a curated record. NCBI's taxonomy places the organism in Eukaryota, Viridiplantae, Streptophyta, Magnoliopsida, Lamiales, Lamiaceae. Gene Ontology annotation, molecular function: ATP binding; protein binding; protein kinase activity.